UUGGCCGUCAGAUGUGGAACGCUUACGUCAGUCCGAUUCAAAAAUCCGAACCGGGCUCCGACGGAUGAGGAGUUUAACAGAAUGAAUCGAUCAGAAGAGAGAAUGGUAUAAAUCAGGUCUCUUCAUCUCUAUCGAUCAACCAUUUCUCGAUCGCUAGAGAGCUAAGAACUGGACACUGAGAAGUUCUGAAUGCCGAUUACAGACUCGCAUUGCUAAGGAAUCAUCCCGAUUUCUUUAAUUCACUUCUUCCUCUGAUACUUUUUCAGUAGAUUCGUGUUUGCUUCGGAAGCCGGCAAGCGAGAAGCUACAGAAAUGGCGUUGGCGUUCUGGAAUGAAUCUUCGCUCAGGAAUGAGCUCUCGCACCGGUCCGACAUUUUCGGGCUUCGGCUCUGGGUUUUGAUUGCUAUCUCCGUCGGCGUCGUUAUUGUUCUUGUCCUUUUUUUACUUGCUAUUUGCCUUGCCUACGGCCGCCGCCGAUCCCUUCCCUCCUCCUCUUCCCACAGAACCCUAAAACAUCUCUUCCGUGAUUCUAACGCUCCCAUCUCUAAGGAAAUCCUCGAUAUCUUCCGUCUCCAUUCUCCUCCUCGCGCAGGGGCCGCCGCUACCCAGAAUGCUGCCUCUCUACCCGUCGCCCAGGUUGGGAUGGACAUCCCGAACCCCAACCUCGGCGACGCGAAUCACCACGUCGUGUUAUACGAACAAAAGCCUCAGCUGACGCUGCCUUCGUCGUUGACAGCGAGCGCUGAAAGUCACAGCACGGUGGUUGAUGUCACUGUCUCGCCAACAGGGAUCGGUGGCCUGCCGGAGCUCUCGAAUCUGGGAUGGGGCCAUUGGUACACGCUUCGGGAGCUCGAGGAAGCCACAGGUGGCUUCGUGCAUGAGAACGUGAUAGGGGAAGGUGGGUACGGUAUCGUGUACCGUGGGGUCUUACCUGACAACACCAUGGUCGCUAUCAAGAACCUUCUCAAUAACAGGGGCCAAGCUGAAAAGGAGUUCAGAGUAGAGGUUGAAGCAAUUGGUCGUGUUAGGCAUAAAAAUUUGGUCAGACUGCUUGGUUUCUGCGUUGAAGGAAAUCAUAGGAUGCUUGUCUAUGAAUAUGUAGACAAUGGUAACUUGGAUCAGUGGAUUCAUGGCGAUGUGGGGGCUGCAAGUCCAUUGACCUGGGAAAUGAGGAUGAACAUAAUCCUAGGAACUGCUAAAGGUUUGGCUUACCUUCAUGAGGGACUGGAACCGAAAGUUGUUCACCGAGAUGUGAAAUCUAGUAAUAUAUUGCUUGACCGGCAGUGGAACUCUAAAGUCUCUGACUUUGGGCUGGCCAAGCUCUUGUGCUCAGAGAUGAGUUAUGUGACAACGCGUGUCAUGGGUACAUUUGGGUAUGUAGCACCAGAGUAUGCUAGUACUGGAAUGCUUAAUGAGAAAAGUGAUGUUUACAGCUUUGGGGUUCUUAUGUUGGAGAUCAUUUCUGGAAGAACCCCUGUCGAUUACUCAAGGCCACCUGGAGAGGUGAAUUUGGUUGAGUGGUUGAAGAAAUUGGUUGGAGAACGGAGAUCGGAGGACAUAUUAGAUCCUAAGAUUUUGGAGAAGCCUUCGUCCAAAGCACUCAAAAGGGCACUUCUAGUGGCUCUUCGCUGUGUUGAUCCUGAUGCACCAGAACGACCAAGAAUGGGUCAAGUCCUUCACAUGCUUGAAAAGUAGGAUUUUCUGUUCCGAGAGGAUCGGAAAAAUGGGUGAGAAGCAUCUAAUAAUCUCAAUCAGACUGCCAAAAUAGGAAUGAAGAUGGAAAUUUGGGUAGGUAGGCAUGACCAUCAAGCUAGGUGGAAUUGGUAGAGUAAUUAGUAGGAGUUAGGGGCAUUUUUUGCUUUGCUACAUAAGGGCAGAUCAAAAUUAACUUCAUUGAUUGCUCUAUUUGGUUUUUUUGUUUCCUCAUUUCCCAUAGCAUUUAAGGAUCCAUUAAAGCAUUUGUAUUUUUGUCUAUGCUGCCUCAUUUAUGCCAUUUUAUUUAUUUUUUGCUAUUUUUCAUUCAAUUCUACAGCUUAUGUAAGUUUUGUUUUAUUAAAAUUGUUCUAGUUUAUGACAGGUUAAUUAAUAUGUUCAGAGUUUAGUUCGGUAGCUCUAUUCAAGGUUUGAAAGUCGGUACAUAACAACAACAUCAAGCCUUUAUCCCACUACGUGCGAUGGGUUCUCCAUAAACUUGAUCAUUGCACAAAUAAUUAUAAAAAAUAUAUUUUUUGAAUGUUUUUACAUAAAAAUAAUAUGA
Molecule: messenger RNA, 2257 nt
Organism: Dendrobium catenatum
Lineage: Eukaryota; Viridiplantae; Streptophyta; Magnoliopsida; Asparagales; Orchidaceae
Product: probable serine/threonine-protein kinase At1g01540
Exons: 7
Biological process (GO): protein phosphorylation
Molecular function (GO): ATP binding; protein kinase activity
Source: RefSeq, a predicted model, not a curated record